This is a messenger RNA of Xiphias gladius (swordfish), 2686 nucleotides long. It is a transcript of the gene pklr, whose product is annotated as pyruvate kinase L/R. Gene Ontology annotation, cellular component: cytoplasm. The record is from RefSeq and is a predicted model, not a curated record. Gene Ontology annotation, biological process: glycolytic process. Gene Ontology annotation, molecular function: potassium ion binding; pyruvate kinase activity; magnesium ion binding. The coding region runs from base 268 to 1869 and encodes 533 amino acids. NCBI's taxonomy places the organism in Eukaryota, Metazoa, Chordata, Actinopteri, Istiophoriformes, Xiphiidae. The transcript has 12 exons.
AUGGUGUGAGUGGGAGGAGAGAUGAGGGGGCAGCAGAGGGUAAAAAUCAGAGGGUAAAAAUGAACGAAAGAGGCUUAACCAGGCUUGUUCCGGUGACAAAAGACUUAGAGAAUGACAGGUGCUAAUUGUGAGCGCAGGGAAGGAAAAAGACAGACGAGGAAAUCUAGAGAAUUUACAGAAUAAAGUUCAAGAAAUCCUAAAAUAAAUUGAUUGGGGGGAAGAAACUGGGAAGUAGAUUUGGAUCGCUUAAAGGAAGGUUUGCUCAAAAUGGCUCGCAUCAGGCGCUACUCAGACGUGAUGACUCUGCCGGACUCUUUCAUCCAACGCCAGCAGCUGGACGCCAGCAUGGCUGACACCUUCCUGGAGCACCUAUGUCUGCUGGACAUCAACCAGGAGCCAAUCACAGCGCGCAACACCAGCAUAAUCUGCACCAUUGGUCCUGCAUCCCAAUCAAUCCCCAAACUCCAGGAGAUGGUCAAAGCAGGAAUGAAUAUUGCUCGUCUGAAUUUCUCUCAUGGCUCACAUAAAUACCACGGUGAAACCAUUAAGAACAUCAGAGAGGCAGUGGAGACGAUUACCUCCGACCCCUUGUAUUACCGGCCGGUUGCCAUCGCCUUGGAUACGAAGGGUCCAGAGAUCCGCACCGGCUUAGUCAAAGGGAACGUGGAGCUGAAAAAGGGCAGCCAUGUUCGUAUUGUGACAGCGGAGAGCGACAAAGACAAAACAGAUGGAAAGAUUAUAUGGGUGGACUAUCCCAGCCUGCCCAAAGUCCUCAAGGAGGGAGGAAAGAUGUACAUUGACGAUGGCCUAAUUGGACUCAAAGUCACAGAAAUAGGCUCUGACUGGUUGGACACGGUGGUGGAGGCUGGCGGGGUGCUCUGCAGUUGCAAAGGCGUCAACCUCCCCGGCUGCGACCUGAUCGGCCUGCAGGCGGUCAGCGAGCGAGACGAGGCUGACCUGAGGUUCGGGGUGGCCCAGGGCAUCGACAUGGUGUUUGCCAGUUUCGUCCGCUCGGCCAAGGAUGUCAGGGAUGUACGGCGGGUUCUGGGGGCACACGGACGAGAAAUCAAAGUGAUCAGCAAGGUGGAGAGCCGGCAGGGAGUUCAGAAUUUUGAGGAGAUCCUGGCCGAAAGCGAUGGCGUGAUGGUUGCCAGGGGCGACCUGGGGAUCGAGAUCCCAGCGGAGAAAGUCUUCAUCGCUCAGAAGAUGAUGAUUGGGCGCUGCAACUCUGCCGGCAAGCCCGUCAUCUGUGCCACACAGAUGCUGGAAAGCAUGGUGGCCCAUCCACGGCCAACUAGAGCAGAGGGCAGUGACGUCGCCAAUGCCGUGCUGGAUGGAGCCGACUGUGUAAUGUUGUCUGGGGAGACUGCCAAGGGACUGUUUCCUGUGGAGGCAGUCGCAAUGAUGCACUCGAUCUGCAGGGAGGCAGAGGCAGCCAUUUUCCACCAGCAGCUAUUCGAGGAGUUGCGUCGCCUCACUCCUCUCUCCUCUGAUCCCACAGAGGUCACAGCCAUCGGAGCUGUAGAGUCCUCUUUCAAAUGCUGUGCUGGGGCCAUCAUAGUCCUCACCACUGGUGGCAGAUCGGCACAUCUGCUUUCCAGGUACCGCCCUCGCUGUCCAAUCAUUGCAGUCACAAGAAAUCCUAAGGUGGCCCGUCAGUCCCAGCUGUUAAGAGGAGUGUUUCCUGUCCUCUUCCACCCUCUGCCUGCUCCUGUCUGGGCAGACGAUGUAGACAACAGGGUCAACUUUGGCAUGGACAUAGGGAAAGCAAGAGGGUUCUUCAAAUCGGGUGACAUGGUGAUUGUGGUGACAGGCUGGAUCCCAGGGUCCAAUCACACCAACAUUAUGAGGGCAGUCAGUGUCCCGUAACAACCUGACCUGACCUGGACUCUCAAUCUGACUGACAUGCUGCCCAGACAGUGUUAGGCCCUCUUUAAGACAGUCCCUUUAAUGUUGAUGAAAAACUGAGAACCACUACCAAAAUUAUGACAAACACAUCAUUGUUGUUUAAACUCAGGGGUAUUGUGAGGGAGCACUCACCACUGGAACUAGUCUCACGAAUGUUGAAUCUGUGUAUAACGUGUUUUAAAAGCGAUGACUCCCACCAAAUAAAACUUGAAUCAUUAAAUUUAACACGCUGUUCUCCUGUUCAUGUCGGGGCUGAAGCUUCACUAACUGAGCCUUCCAGCCUCUUCUUUUCAUCUGCCUUAUUUGUGUGAAUAAUAUUGGAUUGGAAAUGAAUGUUGCCCCCUUGCCAGCCAUUAUUGAAGCAUAUCAUUACUGACAGACUUUAUAGAAUCCGGAGAUAAGGCUUUCAUUUCUUUCCAUAGUCCUGAACUUAUCUCUAUGACAGUGCAGUUCUUUUGGCUUUUACAAGCAGGGCCAGGAGAUGCAGAGACGACGGGUAUUGGACUGCAUCUCCUUUUGUCCACUGAGAUGACCCAGAUGCCCACAUCUGCAUACUGUUCUCCCAUAAACUAAUUAUAUCUGAUCCUGCUUGGGGCUUUCUCUUGUCUGAUGAUCUUUUAUAUGACGUCCUCUCCUUUCUUCUCCAGGCAUCCUCCUUCCUUGGUGUUUCCUUUGCAGCUCUAUUGUUUCUUGAAUGAUCCUCCCAAAGUUUAUUUCAACCUCUUUCUACCACUAAUAGCCACUUUUACAGAGACAGAGCAUGUUAACCACUGUAAAU